Messenger RNA from Xenopus laevis (African clawed frog), 2926 nucleotides. It is a transcript of the gene galntl6.L, whose product is annotated as polypeptide N-acetylgalactosaminyltransferase-like 6. Lineage: Eukaryota; Metazoa; Chordata; Amphibia; Anura; Pipidae. The coding region runs from base 407 to 2209 and encodes 600 amino acids. The transcript is spliced from 12 exons. The record is from RefSeq and is a predicted model, not a curated record.
UUCUUUGUCUAAUUCGAUCAUCACUUGUCCAAAUUGGACUCAAAAAAUCAAAAUGAUUUAAUCCAGAUGCAAAGCCUUCAUCCUAUCUGCCCAUGUGCUCAAACGUAUCUGCCCUCAAACUUUCUGGAUGCCCUAAAGCCUUUCUCUGCAGGAACCAAACCUACCAGCGUGCGGUGUAGAACUUAUCCACUAUAUGGGAUAUACUGUAGGUACAAACUGGAGGGGCUUGGGCUCUAUACUGGAGAUCUAGCCUAUAAUGUACCCCAACUGAGUUCAUUGCUGCAAUUUCCCUGUCAGUGCUGAAGAAGAGUUCAGGUUCUAACACAACGUGGAAGAACAUUUUUAACACAGCCCAAGACUCUUCUCUUGUUGUGGAUUACAGUAUUUAUCUCCACCCUGUGUUGCCAUGAAGAGGAAGCAGAAGAGGUUCAUCCAAGCUACAGUGCUUUUUAUGGUGGCUUUAAUCCUCCUGCCCAAUAUAGGGCUUUGGUCCAUAUACAAGGACCGGCAACUCAUGAAAGCUGCAGAUGCAGGGGAUCAGCCAUUUUCACUGGGAGUGAGUGAGGCUCAGCUCUACACAUGGACAGAUGGCCUUAGAAGAAAAGACUGGCAUGACUAUGAGAGUAUCCAGAAGGAAGCAUUGCGCUCAGGGAAAGGAGAACAUGGAAAGCCAUACCCCCUUACUGAAGAAGAACAAGAUGAUACUGUUUAUAGAGAAAAUGGUUUUAAUAUCUUUGUUAGCAACAAGAUUGCACUGGAGCGCUCAUUACCUGACAUUCGGCAUCCCAACUGUAAGCACAAAAUGUAUUUGGAAAGACUACCCAACACCAGCAUCAUUAUCCCAUUCCACAAUGAAGGGUGGACUUCCCUCCUGAGAACCAUACACAGUGUCAUCAACAGAACUCCAGACAGUCUCAUAGAAGAAAUGAUCCUGGUAGAUGACUUCAGUGACAGAGACCACUUAAAGGAAAAAUUAGAAGAAUAUAUGGCCUAUUAUCCCAAGAUUAGAAUUGUGCGGACCAAAAAACGUGAGGGAUUGAUCCGGACACGUCUUCUGGGAGCAUCUAUGGCAAAAGGAGAGGUGUUAACCUUUUUAGACUCCCACUGCGAAGUGAAUGUGAAUUGGCUUCCUCCCUUACUUAAUCAGAUUGCUCUGAACCACAAAACAAUUGUGUGUCCCAUGAUAGAUGUCAUUGACCACAAUCACUUUGGGUAUGAAGCACAGGCAGGGGAUGCCAUGAGAGGAGCUUUUGACUGGGAAAUGUACUACAAACGUAUCCCGAUACCUCCAGAGCUUCAAAGAACUGAUCCCAGCGAGCCUUUUGAGUCUCCUGUAAUGGCUGGAGGUUUAUUUGCCGUUGAGCAGAAAUGGUUUUGGGAGCUUGGUGGCUAUGAUCCUGGAUUGGAAAUCUGGGGAGGAGAACAAUAUGAAUUAUCAUUUAAGGUAUGGAUGUGUGGUGGAGAAAUGUAUGACGUCCCUUGUUCCAGAGUAGGUCACAUAUACCGGAAGUACGUGCCUUACAAAGUGCCAACAGGAACAAGUCUUGCAAGAAACUUGAAGCGAGUGGCUGAGACAUGGAUGGAUGAGUAUGCAGAGUACAUCUAUCAGAGAAGACCAGAGUACCGACAUCUUUCUACUGGAGACAUAUCAUCCCAAAAGGAGCUCCGUAAACAUCUCAAGUGCAAGGAUUUCAAAUGGUACAUGUCUGAAGUAGCAUGGGAUGUACCAAAGUUCUACCCACCAGUGGAGCCACCACCUGCUUCUUGGGGAGAGAUUCGUAACGUGGGAUCCAAUCUCUGCAUUGACAGCAAACAUGGUGCAACGGGAACAGAACUUAGAGUGGACACAUGUGUGAAGGAUGGAUCGGAGAGGACCUGGUCACAUGAACAGCUUUUUACCUUUGGAUGGAGAGAGGACAUACGCCCUGGAGAACCUCUUCACACAAGAAAAUUCUGCUUUGAUUCAAUAUCCCACAGCAGCCCCAUUACACUAUAUGAUUGCCAUGGCAUGAAGGGUAAUCAGCAGUGGAGCUACAGAAAGGAUAAAACUUUAUUUCACCCUGUCACCAACAGCUGCAUUGACUGCAACCCUGCUGAAAAAAAACUCUUCAUGAACAAAUGCGACCCUCUCUCUGAAACCCAGCAGUGGAUUUUUGAGCACGUGAACAUGACAAUAUUACAGAAAUUCAACAUCUAUAAUAACUCCUAGGAAACCCAACUUGGCUGUUGCUUAGUGUGCCACGAUCACGAUUUUGAUUUCCGAGAUCCGGGACUCCCAUCCUGAGGAUUAGCAGAGACGCCUGUGGAAGAGGCGAGCGUUACAAGAUGUCAUAUCCAACAAGCUUGGAGGAAAAAUGUGAAUCAUUGCAGCUGCUGAGAACUCUAUUUCCUUGCUGGUCAAGGGUGAUAUGAAACUUUUGGAACAAUGUUCUAUGCUACCACGGUAAAAUGCAUUUUAAACCUUACUCAGGACAUAUCCUGCUGUAGUGUGUAGCUGUGGAUGGCAACUAGUGGAUUAUGUUCUUCCUUUUUUUUCCGGGUGGGGGUUGGGUAUGGACUGCAUGAAUACCAUGAGUCAAAUCCUGCUGCAUUUAUACUCUGCAGACACUAGCACAGCUUAGGGAGAUAGGACAAAUAUGAAACAUGGGGCUGAUUUUCCAUUCCGAAGCAUAUAAGGUUAGCAGGUUUAACUACUAUAUCAGUCACCAAGUACAAGAUAAACCGUGACACUCCGACUGUUGUUCAAAUAUAAUUCUCAGGCUGAGAGAUAUAAUGGAGCGAUAGCUGGAAAGCCAAUGGUUACUUAUUUCUGAUCUACACACUGGAAGGAGGAUAUAUUUGGUGCACAUGGAAUGGACAUGAAUUUUCAUUUCUUCCUUAUAUAUUUGAAACAUUUUUUAAUUGAAAUAAAUAGAAUAAAAACUUC